This is a messenger RNA of Klebsormidium nitens, 2175 nucleotides long. NCBI's taxonomy places the organism in Eukaryota, Viridiplantae, Streptophyta, Klebsormidiophyceae, Klebsormidiales, Klebsormidiaceae. The record is from the annotation of a GenBank genome assembly.
CCACCUUCAACUGCACCUGUGCUGUAUCAUUUAUAACGAAUUUGCAGCUGAACUCCCCAUCCUUGUCCCUCACUUUAAGUUUCUGCUCUUCGAAUGCAAAUAAGCUGCAGCUAGAGUCGGAUAGACCAUCCACAAACCUUCUCACAUUGACAAGUAGGUAGUUGCUGAGACUCAGAGAGUGGAACAGAGGAGGUAGCUAGAUGUUGGAAAGUUGGCAGAGUAUGUGAUCAUUAGGUGCUACCAUGUGUUGCAGACAAAAGAACCCCAGUACAAAGUCCCCACCUUUGUCCGACUGCCAGCAUUGAGUAAGGAUGCAUCGGAUUGCCGUCAAUAUCUCCGUAGUCACAAGAUCUAAAUACAUUUGCUCCAAACUCCAAUUCUGACCGCUGCUGAGCCAUGCCCCCUCCCAUCCCCCUGCACCAGCUCCCUGCUAAAACAGCAGCAACUGCUUACCCCCCGCUGGGACAAAAAGCGUCUCUCGAUGACCUGGAGGAGGCGCUCGGCGAAGACCCAAAGCAGCGGACUCUGCGGCUGCGGGAGCUCUUUGCCGUGUUUGAUGAGACUGCCGGCAAGACGGGGAGCGUUGAUCGAGCAGCAUUGGAGGCGGGGUUCGAUUCCUUGUCGAUCCCGAACCACCACAAGUAUGCACGAGAGCUGCUCGAGGUGGCGGACUCGAACCACGAUGGGCGCCUUGACUUCAGCGAGUUUGAGGCGUACAUGAACCAGAAGGAGCUGGAGCUGCUGGAGCUGUUUCGCGAGGUGGACGUGGAGCGCGACGGCAAGCUCUUCCUCUGGGAGAUCAAGGCGGCGCUGCAGAAAGCGGGGGUGACCAUUUCCCCUGGGGAAGUGAAUAACUUUAUGCGCCAGGUCGAUGCCAACCACGACGGCUCCAUCAGCUUUGCCGAAUGGCGCGACUUCUUUCUGCUCUUUCCACACAGGGUCAACGUGCGCGCCCUAUACGGGUACUGGCACGACAUUGCGCAGGUGGAUAUUGGGGAUGCGCCGGUGGUGCCCUCCGAUUGCUCAAACGCGCGGGGGAAGGGUCGCACGCAGGACUCCUGGAAGUACCUUUUUGCAGGGGCGGUGGCGGGGGCCGUCAGCAGGACUGCGACGGCGCCACUGGACAGAUUGAAAGUGUUGCUGCAGGUUCAGCGCCAGAUCGCCCCCGCCGCGCUGUCCACUGAGCUGGGCGGGGCAGCCACGCUUGCGACGGUGCGCGGGUCGGGCAUGGCGGCAGGGCUGGCGCACAUCUACAAGGAGGGCGGCGUGCAGGGCUUCUUCCGCGGCAACGGCAUCAACGUGCUCAAAGUGGCGCCUGAGUCGGCCAUCAAGUUUGCGGCCUUCGAGAUGCUGAAGCCGAUCCUGUGCCGCUACUUUACGUCGUCCCUCCCCAAGCAGGGCGAGGCCCCGCGCAUCAGCACGGCAGGCCGGGUUGUGUCAGGGGGCCUAGCAGGCAUGAUCGCACAGACUGCGAUCUAUCCCCUGGAGGUCGUGAAGACCCGCAUCCAGACCGCGCCGUCCAGCGUGCCCCGGCCGACCCUCCUCCGAUGCGCGGCCGAGGUGUAUUCGAGCGCGGGGCUGCGCGGCUUCUUCCGCGGGCUGGGUGCGUCCCUGGCGGGCGUCUUCCCGUACGCGGGCCUCGACCUGGCGGUGUACGAGACGCUCAAGGCGCAGGUGGAGAAGAGCACGUGGGCCGAGUCGGGUACGCUCACCCAGCUGGGCUGCGGCACCGCCUCCGGGGCGCUGGGGGCGACCGCCGUGUACCCGCUACAGGUGGUCAGAACCAGGUUACAAGCAAGUCUAAGAGGCGAUCCUCACGGCUAUACCGGCAUGGUCGAUUGUUUCACCAAAAUCCUGAACGAGGAAGGUCCGAGAGCGUUCUACAAAGGCCUUGCUCCGAACCUUUUGAAGGUCGUGCCCGCCGCGUCAAUCACCUAUGUAGUCUACGAGGGCUGCAAAAAGCAGCUCGACAUAGGAUAAACUCAGAGACAUGUAAAUAUGAGUCGGUUCUCGGCAUGUGUCACAGUGCGCGCAAUUCCACUAUUUUUCCUGUGCGAGUAGAGGACAUUUUGAGUUGCUACCUUUUGGAACAGAGUUAUGCUUAUGGCCGCGUGGUUCUAAAUUUUUAUUGCGGCCUGCGCUGCUGCUGCGCAUACACAUCAUGACCGAUCAGCC